AUGGUAUAUGUGGUGGAUGUGAUAGUUAUAGUUGUGGUGGUGGCAGUGAUUUGUAAAAUGGUUCCACCUCUUAUGUUGUUAUGCAAAUAUGGUGAUCGUACCAUUGUGUUCAAGGUUGUGUCAAACUGCACGUUGAAGGAUUUAACUGAUUUCUUAAGUUGUAAAUUGAAGAAGUUUGACAAUAGUGGUUGCAUACUGUUAUCGUACUGUUUGCCUGGACAUUUGCAAUGCAUGAUUGAUGAUGAUUCUAAUUUUCAGAAUAUGUUGUCGCUUGUUUAUCCCCUUGGUGUUGACCGGGUUGAUGUGACUAUUAGUGAAAUGGGCAUUUCAAAUGAAAAACAUGGAGUUGGAGAAUCAGGGAACGCUACUGGAGCCAACAUUACUGAUGAUGAAAUGAAUUUACUCCCUAUGUUUUGUCAACAUGAAGAAAGGACUUUGUUGUCUUGUGGAUGGGUGAAUGGAAUUACUCAUCUAGGUCAAAGAUUUAUUGGAGGUGCAAAGGAUUUUCGGACUGCAUUAUGUAAAUAUGCCAUUGAAAUAGGAUUUGAGUUUGUGUAUGUGAAGAAUGAGAAGUGUCGGGUCACUGCUGUGUGUUCAAUGCGGGAGUCGAAAGCUUGUUUAUGGCGAGUACAUGCAUCUCUGGAAAGUGCUAAUAAUUUUUUCUACAUUAGGACUCUACAUGAUGAGCAUACUUGUGGAGCUGCAGUUCGUACUUCUAAAAACUCAAGGAUGAGUUCAAAUUUGGUUGCAAGUUUGAUUGUUAAUGAAGUUCGUGGGAAUCCCCAAACUCGUCCAAUUGAUGUUGUGCGUCAAUUUACAGAUCAAUACGGGCUCACCAUUACGUACAAUCACGCUUGGUUGGGAGUUGAGAAAGCUAGGACUACUACUUUUGGAGAUUUCUCUCUGUCUUAUGAUGAGAUUCGAUGGUAUAUGAAUAUUGUGAUGAGCACAAAUCCUGGUAGCUAUUUGCGUCUUGACUAUAACUAUCAAAGUGGACGGUUCAAGAGGUUUUUUGUUGCAUUUAAUGCUUCCAUUCAAGGUUUUAGGCAUUGUCGUCCUCUAUUGUUUAUCGAUGGAACUUUUCUGAAGGGGAAAUAUAAGGGCACCUUGUUAACAGCUACAACGAAGGAUGGGGAUCAAGGUUUUUCCCCGCUUGCAAUGGCAAUUGUCGAUACAGAGACUACAGACAGUUGGGAAUGGUUUUUUAUGCAUUUGUCGAAUAUAUUGUUGGAUGAAAGACCAAUUACCUUCAUAUCUGAUCGGAACGCUGGACUUUUGGAGGCUUUACCCAAGGUUUUACCUACUGCUUACCACAAUUUUUGUCUCCAACACUUGAAGGCCAAUUUGAGGAAUAGGUUCUCUGGUCCAAAUGAGGGAAAAGGGAUCGUUUGUGGGUUUCUAUCCAAUUUGCCCUAUGACAAGUGGAGUAAUGCAUAUUUUAAAGGACAAAAAUACGGUGAAAUGCACUCGAAUGUGGCAGAGUCUUUCAAUUCAUGGAUCCGUCAAGCUCGCCAUUUGCCCACUACAAAGAUGAUUGAUUCAAUUAGGUUGAAGAUCAUGGAUUUGAUGUCGAGAAGGAGAGAACAAGCUAAGAAAUGGAAUACUUUUCUUUGUCCGGAGAUGGAUUCAACAUUAGUAAAUGCUCUUAAAAGUGGAAUAACUUGGCUGGUUAGUCGUUCAAGUGAUCACAUUUUUGAGGUUCAAUCCUGGCCAUCGGUUAGUGUUGACCUCUUGAAUAGAACUUGCUCAUGUUACCAAUGGCAAUUGAAUGGAUUUCUUUGUGCUCACGCGGCGACUGCUAUCCAAAAGAGCGGAGGUGAUUUGUAUGCACAUGUGGAACCAUUUUAUUACACUAGCAAGUUCAAAGAUUGCUAUGUUGAGUCCAUUUAUCCAAUACCCACUGUUGAGAAACCUCUUGUAGCUAUGGAUGAUCUUGUUGUCCUUCCUCCAAUUUGUAAGAAGCCACCUGGUAGGCCAAGGAAGAAUAGGAUCCCAUCUAGGGGUGAGAAGAUAAGACGAGUACAGUGUGAUAGAUGCGAGAAGUACGGUCAUAAUAGGAAGACUUGUAAGGAGGCAUUGCCGUGA
Molecule: messenger RNA, 2085 nt
Organism: Camellia sinensis
Lineage: Eukaryota; Viridiplantae; Streptophyta; Magnoliopsida; Ericales; Theaceae
Source: RefSeq, a predicted model, not a curated record